AUGGCUGCUGCAACCCUGAAAGUGUGCAUUGUGGGCUCCUGGAAUUGGGGAUCGGCUAUUGCAAAAAUAAUUGGGACUAAUGUCAAGAAUCAGCAGAAGUUUGCCUCCACAGUCAAGAUGUGGGUCUCUGAAGAAGCAGUGAAUGGGAAGAAGCUGACAGACAUCAUAAAUCACUACCACGAAAACAUCAAAUAUCUUCCAGGACACAAGCUGCCAGAAAAUUUGGUUGCUGUCCCAAAUCUCAGUCAGGCAGUGCAGGAUGCAGAUCUGCUGGUGUUCACCACCCCACAUAAGUUCAUUCACAAAAUCUGUAAUGAAAUUGCUGGCAGGGUGCCCAAGAAGGCUCUUGGUAUCAUCCACACUGAGGGCAUAGACGAGGGCCCAGGAGGGCUGAUGCUCAUCUCCGACAUCAUCCGAGAGAAGAUAGGGAUGGACGUCAGCGUGCUGAUGGGUGCUAAUACAGCCAGGGAGGUAGCUGCUGGGGAGUUUUGUGAGGCUACCAUUGGUAGCAAAGUCAUUGAGAAUGGUAUUCUCUUCAAAGGGCUGCUACAGACCCCCAACUUCUGCAUCACUGUGGUGGAUGAUGCUGAUGCUGUGGAACUUUGCGGAGCACUGAAACACAUCGUUGCUAUGGGAACCACCUUCUGUGAUGGCCUCCACUGUGGGAACAACAGUAAGGCUGCCAUUAUCCGCCUUGGCCUUGUAGAAAUGAUCACUUUCAUCAGGAUCUUCUGCAAGAGCCAGGUGUCCACGGCCACCUUCCUUGAGAGCUGUGGCUUUGCCAACCUCGUCACUACCUGCUACAGAAGAAGUGACUGUAAGGUGGGUGAGACCUUCCCCAGAACUGUGAAGACUAUUGGGAAACUAGGAAAGGAAAUUCUGAAUGGUCAGACUCUCCAAGGACUUGAGACCUCUGCCUUAGUGUACCAAUUCCUCAAGAAAAGGGGCCUUCUAGCUAAGUUUCCAUUAUUCAUAACAGUGUAUCGGAUCUGCUGUGAAGGCAGACCUCCCACAGAGAUACUAACCUGCCUCCAGAGCCAUCCUGCACAUGUACCAAUAGCAUUUACCACUGGUUGGGACAACUCUGCCUCACCUACAGGAGGUGGAGGGAGGGUAGAGUAG
This is a messenger RNA of Arvicanthis niloticus (Nile rat), 1122 nucleotides long. NCBI's taxonomy places the organism in Eukaryota, Metazoa, Chordata, Mammalia, Rodentia, Muridae. The record is from RefSeq and is a predicted model, not a curated record.